GAUUGGAUAUAGUGUCUUUACAUAAUAAUCUUUCUUUCGAACACAGAACAACUUAUAAUGCUAUCAUAAUUAUGGCAUCAUUAAUGACAAACAGACUCCACUAUGUUAACAGUAACAGUAAUCAGCUACUUUAACUGAUUAUAUAUACUUUUAAACUGUUUUACGAGGGAAAAAAACUAAUUUACAGAUAUUUCUGAGAAAAACUAACGUCUAUAAUUGGCUUCGGACCAGUGACCUCAGAAAAUGUUUAAUGACAUGUAUCUCCUUUUGUCCCUGAGGAUGACUGUCUUUUUGCAUGAAAUAAAUGGUCACACUUGUAUCGCUAAAUCAUGCUUUAUCCACCCGUAAUGACUCAGGAUGCUAUUCCUGACAUGGGCAAUGUGACCUCUGGCCCCUCUGUGUUUGCAGCCUGAAGCUGAGAGGAAGCUCCAUUAUUCACACACUCAGUCAUGGAGCAAACAGGAAGAGGCUGGGGAACUCUUCCUUUAGGCCUGACAACAAUGAGGUGCAGCAGAGACGCUGCAGAACAACAGGGUAACAGAAGACAGGUGGUGACUAUGCGCCAAAAGCGUCGAAUAACAACCGCAAAAUGAAGCCUAGAAGAAGAACGCGUCACAUGACCAGAAAUGUUUAAUCAACAACAUCCAUGCUAGAAUCAUCACACCGUGGGAACAGAUAUAAACAGCACCAGGUGGAUAUUAAAUAUAUAAUAACCCCUGAGGAAGAUGCGCUCUCUGGGCUCCGUGCAGCACAAGAUCCCGUGCGUGUUCCUCACGGAGGUGAAGGAGGAACCGUCCAGAAAACGCGACUGUCAGCAGUUCCAGGUCGUGGCCACAGAGACCCUGAACCCCGUGGCUCUGGAGGCCGACAUCCACGGUGCCGUCGCCACGGAGAAGAUCGACGGCACCUGCUGCUACGUUACACUUUAUAACGGGCGUCCUCACCUGUGGGCUCGCCUCGACAGGAAGCCCAACAAACAGGCGGAGAAGAGGUUCAAGAAACACCAGCACCAACACCGCAGCUGUAAAGGUUUCUCGUGGGACGUAGAGGAGGACUUUAAGAUUGUUCCGGAGGCGUGGAUCCCGGCUCACAGAGUCCAACAUCUCAACGGACAUCCGGUCCCCGACGAACACGGACACAUUCCAGGCUGGGUCCCGGUGCAGAAAGACAACAAGCAGUACUGCUGGCACGGCUCGGUGCUGGACCCUGAGGGGGGGGCGGUUCUGGUUCUGAGGCCUGGUGGUGAUGAAGAUGAAGAUGAAGAGGAGCUGGAAGUCUCUGCCGUGCCGCUGGCCGACCUGAUGGAGCGAACUCUGGAACUCAUCGGAACAAACGUCAACGGGAACCCUUAUGGUCUGGGCAGUAAGAAGCAGCCUCUGCACUGCCUGGUGUCUCACGGGAGCUUCGGGGUCAGAAACCCCCCCCCGGUGGACUUCCAUCAGAUCAGCUCGUGGCUGAGGGAGGGUCCGGGGGGCCGGGUGGAGGGCCUCGUGUGGCACUGCAGCGACGGCACGCUCAUCAAGGUGCACCGUCACCACCUGGGUCUGCGCUGGCCGGACGGGGGGGCGAGCCUCGGGGAGCGGCCGGUGGUCGUGCGCGUGGUCGGGGGGGAAAACACCGGCAGGAAGGACCUGUUCUCAUCGUUCUGCAGACUCAACGGGCAGCGCUUCAGCCGACUGCAGGACGUCCUCUUUGACUCGUAAACAGAGACUGAAACGCUCCUUUUCUCCCAGAGCUUCGACUGUGACCAUCGACCAAAGCAGCUCGAUAAUGUCGCCAAUAAUUCCAUUGGCUUUGCAGAAACGACUUGACCAAAUGUUCCAAUGAUUAUCUGUAAAUAUUGUAUCUUUCAUAGCCAAGUGAAGAAUAAACGACGAGUAUGUACAUA
Trematomus bernacchii (emerald rockcod) is the source of this 1888-nucleotide messenger RNA. RefSeq names its product chromosome unknown C12orf29 homolog (gene rlig1). The record is from RefSeq and is a predicted model, not a curated record. Gene Ontology annotation, biological process: response to reactive oxygen species. Gene Ontology annotation, molecular function: RNA ligase (ATP) activity. Lineage: Eukaryota; Metazoa; Chordata; Actinopteri; Perciformes; Nototheniidae.